GGUCCCCGCGGGUCGACGCAGACAGGACCCGGGGCCUCGGCGGGGGGGACAGUCGCCCCCAGCCUGGGGUCACGGGCGGGCCGCGCCCAGCGCGGGGACAGCCCCUCGCGUCGCUGCGGCUCGGAGAAGCCGCUCGGCCCGCGUCCCGGCGUCAGGCCGUCCUGCGGGGGCAGCGGCGCGGGUCCGCCCGCGCGGCUCGCUGACCCGGCCCGGGCGCGGGGGUCCCGGGCGACACUGUCCGCGGCACGACGGCGAGCCCGGCGGGCGCAGGUCCAGACGUCGGGGCCGCGCGGCGUGGGGUGGACGCGGCCCCCGGCCCCGCGUGACCCCGGCCCGGCCGUCAGCGGCGGCGCUGGGCGCGCACAGCGGCCCCGGAGCGUUGGAGAAGGAUGACCCCGCGUUUUUCAGGCCAGAGUUUGCAGCGGGCCUGUGCUCCGAACGUGCAUUGCUCUGCAUCUCCUGUGACCGUGAACAGCUCUUCUGGCAUGUUCUGACCUCAGUGCUGCCCCCGGGUGCUGGUGAGCAUGGGCGGGGCCGUGAGCGCCGGCGAGGACAACGACGAGCUGAUCGACAACCUGAAGGAGGCGCAGUACAUCCGCACCGAGCUGGUGGAGCAGGCCUUCCGCGCCAUCGACCGCGCGGACUACUACCUGGAGGAGUUCAGGGAGAAUGCGUACAAAGACCUGGCGUGGAAGCACGGCAACAUCCACCUGUCGGCCCCGUGCAUCUACUCGGAGGUGAUGGAGGCCCUGGACCUGCAGCCAGGCCUCUCGUUCCUGAACCUGGGCAGUGGCACCGGCUACCUGAGCUCCAUGGUGGGGCUCAUCCUAGGCCCUUUUGGUGUGAACCACGGUGUGGAGCUUCAUCCAGACGUGACUGAGUACGCAAAGCAGAAACUAGACUUCUUCAUCAGGACCAGCGACAGCUUCGAUAGGUUCGACUUCUGCGAACCCUCCUUCGUGACCGGCAACUGCCUGGAGAUCGCGCCGGACUGCUCCCAGUACGACCGGGUGUACUGCGGCGCCGGCGUGCGCAAGGAGCACGAGGACUACAUGAAGAGCUUGCUCAAGGUGGGCGGCAUCCUGGUCAUGCCGCUGGAGGAGAAGCUGACGAAGAUCACCCGCACCGGCCCCUCCGCCUGGGAGACCAAGAAGAUCCUGGCCGUGUCCUUUGCCCCGCUGGUCCAGCCGCCCCGCUGCGAGUCCGGGAAGUCCAGGCUCGUCCACCUACCCCCCCCGGCGGUGCGCAGCCUGCAGGACCUGGCCCGCAUCGCCAUCCGGGCCGCCGUCAAGAGGGCCAUCCGCCAGGAAGCGGCGAGCGGGGGCGGGGGCGCGCCGAGGACCACCCCCAGGCUCAAGCGGAGGAGAGUCCGCCGCCGGCGCAUGGAGACCAUCGUCUUUCUGGACAAAGAGGUCUUUGCCAGCCGCAUUUCCAGCCCGUCGGAGGACAGCGGCUGCGAGGGUCUGGACGAGGAGCCGCGGGAGGGGGAGGCGCCGAGCCCGGCCGAGGCGAGGCCCGAGCCCCCGGUGAACCUGCUGCGGGAGAAGGUGCUGGGCCUGCCCCUGCCGGAGCCCCUGAAGCGCUACCUGCUGUACCACAGGGACAAGUGAGCGGCGGCGGGCGGGCGGCCGGCGCCGCGGACCUUCUGCUGCAGCGGCCGCCCCGCCUGCCCGUCCGUCCGUCCGCCAGCCCGUCCCCCGCGUCCGCUUCGGGCUCCGUGACUGCGCGGGGCUUUCGUGGAGCGGCGGGGUUCCUGGGACUGGAUCUGACCCGCGCGCGUGCGCCGGACAGCGGCGCCCGGAGAGGGCGCGUCUCCCGAGCCCGGCGCCGCCUUCCAGGCGCCGGGAAGCUCGUGGAGGCCUGCGCUCCUUCCCCGCUCGCUCGGCGGGCGCCAAGGGGGGCUGCGCGGGCACGUGAGGGGGAGCGCAGACUCGAGAGUGCACGAACUCCCGUGUGGGUGUGACGCGCGUGUGUCUGAGUGUGAGCUGGACGUUAUCGGCAUCCGAGUUCCUGGCCCCGAGGUUCCGCGACGUCCCCUGCUUUUCCAGAGCCGGGACCUGACUGAGAAGCCCCCCUUAUUUUCAGUAAAUGAAGCAACUCGUAGGGGAGUGGCCCGUUGCGUGCUCUUUAAUGGUGUCGGGGGAGGAGGGAUGAAAGUGUCCAGCCGCCAGGUGUCCCUCAGGAGUUCCGGAGGAACCCCAGGGGAUGUUUCCUGACCCUUCGCUGCCUGUGGGAGAGCCCGCGUCUGCGGAGCCCUGAAGAGGGAAACCCGUGCAGGCGAGCAGCCACACCGCUUUGGCCCCAGUGCCGGGCAGACGGGCUUUUUAAAAGGCCCCGGGUGUCUGAGGGUCUCCGUGCGUGGUCCCCAGGGCCGCGGGAGGGUCCAGGGCUCUCACACAACCCGAGUGGUUUCUUCUCUUUAACUGCAGUCGGCAGGUGGCCCUGCCGACAGCGUGCCGCUCUGCAGGCCCUCUCUCCCGGUUCUGGAGAAGAGCGCCUGUCAGCGCCGUGGUUUCUCUGCAGAGCACACACGUGCGGACCAGCUCCUGGGGGCGGGGGGCGCGGCGUCGCUCGGCCACCUGGGCGAAGCUGCUCUCCAGGCGGUGUCUGCGGGGCCUGGCGCCGGGUCAGGGUGUGGGCGCAGGAGGAGCGGGGCCUGUCGGUCUGGGGUUGCAUCAUUGCGUCCAGAACAUCGGCUCUUCUCCACACUUUUACCCGGAAGGGGGGAGCAGUGUCAGGUGUGCACUGGGAACCUGAACUCGCCCACCCAGGUGGAGCCCCAGACCCACGGGCAGUGUCGCCCCAUGCUCCUGGGGCGCUGCUGAAGGUCGGAGUCCCUGGCCUCAGCGAUGUGACUGAGUUCUGGCCCUUUUUUACCCGAUUGCUUUCUCCCGAGCGACUGGGCCAUCUUCGUCCCAGGACGCCGUGUGUGCGCGGUGCAGCACGGGGUGCGGGGGCACCGGCCCUGGUCUGUGCGUGCGAGUACUCCUGCAGACGGCGUCCCUCCGCCCGCAUCCCUGACCGUCCUGCGAGGCCCCUGGGAGACAAGGACGUUUCUGGACACGCUGUUAAAUACGUGGCACCCGUGACAUCUGUCAUGUUAUGUUGCCCGACUAAAUUUUUCUCUUGUGAUUGGAUGUGGAUUUCACUUAUUCCCACCCGUGUUUGCCUUGCAGGAAGGCAGUACGUAAGACAGGUUUCCCCUGUGUGUGCUAACCCUUUCCUGACAUUUUGUACUUACAUAUUGUCAGUUGUUACUUUUAAACUGGAACUUGGUUAAAGAUACAAAGAUAUAAUAUAUACGAAAUAGCUUGGUGUUUGUCUUGUAAAAGUGCAGGAGAACUGCGUGGUCUUCCUCUGCGCCCCCGUCAGCAGCUGUGAGUGAGACGCCCCCGUGCGCUCUGCUGUCGGCCACCACGCUCUGAGCAGUCUGUAUUUUUAUAUGUGACCUUUGUCUUGAAAGUAGUGAAGCCAUAGAAAUGUACAAAACAAAUACCAAAUUUGUAGAUAUCAAGUGUGUAAUGUAAACACCAGCUGUGUGUGUGAACAUGCGUCGGCCCGCCUCGGACUCGGAGGGCUGACGCGGGACCGUGGAGCAGGUGUGUGUGGGCCGGUGUCUGUGGGGAGAUGCAGGGCGUGAGUGAAGGCUGUCGAGACAUUGUGGCCGUCUCAGCCUGGCCCUUGCUUCCGGUGUGGGAUAAAAAUGCCCAACCGCCUUUUUUUUUUUUUUUUUUAAAAAAUAAACUUUUUUUCUGUUAGAA
This is a messenger RNA of Phyllostomus hastatus (greater spear-nosed bat), 3761 nucleotides long. RefSeq names its product protein-L-isoaspartate (D-aspartate) O-methyltransferase domain containing 2 (gene PCMTD2). Gene Ontology annotation, molecular function: protein-L-isoaspartate (D-aspartate) O-methyltransferase activity. Bases 525 to 1610 code for a protein of 361 amino acids. The record is from RefSeq and is a predicted model, not a curated record. The transcript is spliced from 6 exons. Gene Ontology annotation, biological process: protein modification process. Gene Ontology annotation, cellular component: cytoplasm. Lineage: Eukaryota; Metazoa; Chordata; Mammalia; Chiroptera; Phyllostomidae.